Molecule: messenger RNA, 1829 nt
Organism: Pieris brassicae (large cabbage white)
Lineage: Eukaryota; Metazoa; Arthropoda; Insecta; Lepidoptera; Pieridae
Gene: mdu
Exons: 2
Coding region: 361-1146 (261 amino acids)
Source: RefSeq, a predicted model, not a curated record
UUAACAAAAGAACCUUGUACGCAAAACUGUCUCUUUAGAUAAUCAGUUUUAUAUUCUAAAAAAUAUCACUAUAUAGUAAUAAUGCUACAUUACACGUCUUAAAUGUCCAGAACAUUGGUUUUCUGUAUUUCCUUAAUCGUCUUCCCUUAUAGGCUCACGUUAAUAACUUAAACUAGGCUCGCGAUUUUGUAUCUUUUAUCGUACAAACUAAUAUUAUAAUAUAAUUAAAUCCUUUUGAUAACAAUUUAUUGAAAGUCAUUGCUGAAGGAAGAUCCACUCUCGAGGAUCCAGAGAGAAAUUUACGAGGUGACAGAAAGAGAGAGGGAAUUUAAAGAAGGUCACUUUAGAAUAAACAGGCUUAUGUCAGAAUCUACAAUUGACGUUAACCAUCAGAAUGGUUACGUGAACGGUAAUGGUUUAGACAACCCUCCAAAAACCCUCAGUAGAGCGGUUUCUACCUCACAGUUGUUGGGACCCAUAGCACCUUCUCCCCCCACCACGAACACAUUACUGAAUACGAAUGGUUACACUCGUAGAUUUACGCCUCAGUCUGGAACAAAAGGUUUAAUGCAGAGGUUUAUUGCAAAUAAAGGGAAACUGCCCGUCACUUCUCCCGUAGGACCAACUUCUCCUACACCGCUAGCAACGACGCUUACCUUCCCAGCUCCCAUCGCUCCGGUUUCUCCGACUAUCGCUUCGGCUGUCGUCACUCGGACACCCGAGGGUAAGCCCGUUAGAAAAGGCUACGUUCCAGUAGAAGAGAAAAUACAAAAGGAGCUACAAGAAAUGAAAAACAGAGAACACGAACUAAAAAAGAUGAGGAAGAAACAGAAGCCAUUCGACUUAGAACUGAGUGAUAAUGAAACAACUUCCGAAUCUGAGGAUGAAGAAAUUCCCAUGCCGGGCAAGUUGAAGGCGACUAAAUCGAUCGGGGAGUUAUAUGAAGCCUUGAAUGACGAACUAAGGUCGCCCUCGCCUAGGAAUAGCUCCGGCCACGAUUCGCUGGGCAGCCUGAAGCCGGCUAAGUCCCUAGCCGAGCUGUGUGAACUAGGUCCCGGUCAAGAGUUCCUAGCGCCUAGCUCUACCCGGCUCAUAGCCCAGUGGGAGUCUAUAAUCCAGCAAAAGCAAGAAGCGGGCGCCGCUUAGAUGAGACUACGACUACUCGUUAAAAAUAACUUAGGGCGUGUGACGCGAAAAUUGUAUAGUAAACAAAGUUGCCGUAGCGUGUCGGGCGUGACCACGUGUGAGUGAGUGCACCAUAUGGACAGCGUAACGGAUUGGGCAUUUCGUGAUCGUUAAACUCCAACCUAACGGUAUGUGUCAGAGUAACUGUUCGAUUUCUUAUUUUUUCGGCCAAUCGAUUGUAAAGUAAUUAAUUUUCUCUGCGAACAAUGCAAAUGAUGGUUAUCCGUAGCGACAGUAAUUAUUAAAUCGUUGGAAAGCCGAUACGGAUAGAUCAUAUGGUGCGGUGUGAGUUGUGAGAUAGUUUCAUCCCAUUGUUACAUAUUUCUGUACCCUAUUGAGCAGCUUUUUAUGAGCUUUCCCGGUAGAAUGUACCUUUCUUCGUAAACUUUCAAUCAUUCGCAUGCGAAACUAUAAUAAAGUAGGAUUGUUGUGUUAUUUUGUUUUAUAUUUUCUGCAAAACAGCAAUAACAGUCAGAAACACAAGUGAAGUAGUAGUCAGAAUUUGUUCGUAUUGACUGAUAUUGCCUGGUUGCAUUUAAAAUUAAUGUCGCAUUGUUCAUUAUUGAAUUGAGCUACUGGAGAUACUUUCACGUUUUAUCGUUAAAUUAAACCUGAUAUUUUGUAUUAUUGUUAUAUAUAUAUAU